AUGAGUGGAAAGGACGGUUUGUUCGGCGAGAAGCACCUCAAUAACAAACAAAACGAAGGCUUCCCUAGGGGGAAUGUCUCAUCAGUCUCUGCUUCCUUUAUGCUUAUUUCCCAAAUCGUGGGAUCUGCUUUGUUAUCCAUUGCAUACAUUUUCUCACGAGUUGGCUUAGGUUUAAUGUUCUUUGUUUUACCAUUAUCCUUCGCCAUAGCGCUGGUUCUUAUUUUCCCCGUUAUUGAAGGUUGUUACCUUACGCGGUCUUACUCGUAUCGGGCAUUAGCCCAAAAGGUCAUUGGGCCAAAGUUUGCAUACGUCAUGGACGCAAUGCUUAUAGUUCUCUACUUUGGCUUUCUUACGAGCUACAUCAUCAUUGCUAGCCAAUCAGUUAUUGGGAUUCUACAGUCAUUCCUUCCUUCGUUCGACUCACACAAGUGGAUACCAUACGUGAUAAAAGCCGGCGUCUCCUUCCUCAUCAUCCUUCCUCUUUCUCUCCUCAAGUCCACGAAGGUGCUUUCUGCCAUAGCGUCUGUCUCCAUCUUCUUUGCGAUGGGCAUGGCCGUCACCAUCCCUGUAUACUACUUCAUCUCCCUCGGACGCAACGGGCAGGUCUGCCCUCGCUUUCCUUCAGCAAAGCCGACCAACGGCAGCACGGCAGGGGGCUUCUUCCGCCCUGCGAUCCCCUGGUGGCCGUCCCCGAGCAAGGGGUUGGGGCUCGGGUCCCUGCCCAUGGGGUUCCUGUUCUUCUUCAGCUACAUACCCUUGCUUCAAGGAAACUAUACCUCUCAGUUGGCCGUCCCGGCGAUGCUCGAACUCAUCAGUGGUCCCAUGUAUCUUCGAAUGCGUAUUCUUAAGAUAUCAAUUACAAUUGCGUUCAUUUUCUGCACAAUGUUAUACGUGUUAACAGGCAUAUUUGGCGCCCUCUUGUUUGGCAAGUCAAUCCUUCCUAAUCUAUUAUCGUCGUUCGAUAUCUGUGUGGACUACUGGAUCACAUCGAUAAAAGCAAUGUAUGGCCUGGUUGUUUGUGUUACGUAUCCCAUUGCUCUGUUUCCGCUUAAGCUUUCCUUAAUUGCGUAUACAAAGGUAGAUUGUGAGAACAAUCCACGACGGUGGUACGGGCUCUUUGUAGCGUUUAGCUUUGUGUUUUUGAUUCCUGGUGUAGGUAUAGCCCUUGUCUACGAAAACAUAGCUGCCAUUUUUGGACUUGUGGGGUCACUGUGCGGUGGGGUGAUCUACUUUGGAGUCCCAAUUUGGGUACACUAUAAGCUACCAUUUCUCCGAGCCGAGUAUCCGCAUGACAUCAAUGAAGAAUUCAAGGAGGCUGCAGAUCAUCUAGGAGUUGUACGCACAGAGGCUAUUGGGACCUCUGUGCUGGCACUAAUGCUCCCCGGCAGUGCUAACGAGGUUCUUUCUAGAGCCAGGGCACUAAGUAACACCGAUCCUAUCAACGUAACUUCCGCUAAAGUCCGCGGCAAAUCCAUGGAGGACCCCGUGCUGAGCAUCCGGUCCGUUAUUGGAGUCAUACGUGGAAGGUCGUUUUCUACCGCAGUCCCCAGCUUUUCUGCAUCACAAACAUCGUCGGCGUCGCCAAUUUCUAAAGCAUCCAAGCCACCACCAUUCACAGUUAAUGUGGAAUAUUCGCGGCCACGCACAACAUCCAUUUUUAAUAGCAGACCCACCCUGACGCGUGCACUCUCAAAGAAAGAAGGCGUCAACCAGCAGUCUGAAACGCUCAGUCUAACCCAGAACAGCAUUCGAAUCUCUGAGGCUAAUAAGAUAGACUCUACAGAAUCUACAGAGCAGACAACGUGCAUUACAGAAGACGUUACAAAUGUCCUUCCAGCAGUUCCUAUGACACGCAUAAUGGAAAUAGGAAAUAUCUGCGGGACCAUUGAUCCAGACCUGGAGCGUGCGAAAAUGACUCCUCGUCGUCAUAUGCUCGCAUGGAGCGUUAUAGCUUUAUUCGGUCUAAUAUGCGUGGAGGGAAUUUUCAUCAAUGUAAUGGACUUCAUCGGGAAGCUAGACUAA
This is a messenger RNA of Giardia duodenalis, 2022 nucleotides long. Its product is annotated as Amino acid permease. Bases 1 to 2022 code for a protein of 673 amino acids. The record is from RefSeq and is a predicted model, not a curated record. Gene Ontology annotation, molecular function: amino acid transmembrane transporter activity. The transcript has a single exon. Gene Ontology annotation, biological process: amino acid transmembrane transport. Lineage: Eukaryota; Fornicata; Diplomonadida; Hexamitidae.